UUUCUCCUCUCCCAACUCUCCACGGACCCUUUCUCUUGUUUGAUUACUUAAUUCAUCCUUUCUUCAUCGCACAGCUACAGAAGAACAAGAAGAUUUGAUUGAUUGCAAAGAAAACAAGGUUGGAGAUUUUUCUCUCUCUCGAGGAUGGUUUCUUUGAGUCGAGUCUUGGCUGUUUCGUACACGGUAAAGCCAUCGAUUCCCUCUAAAACUUGUUCUUUAAGCUCUAGACUUGUCCAGAAACCCAAAUUGAAUUCUAAAUGGCGAUCCAUGGCGACUGAACCCGACUCUUCUUCCUUCGCGCCUUCUGUUGAUUCUGAUUCUUCCGCUGAUAAAAUUACCGCCGGAUUUUGCAUCAUAGAAGGGCCUGAAACAGUCCAGGAUUUUGCUAAUAUGGAACUGCAAGAAAUUCAGGAUAAUAUCCGAAGCCGGCGGAACAAAAUCUUUCUCCAGAUGGAAGAGGUUCGGAGACUAAGGAUUCAACAGAGGAUUAAAAGUGCUGAACUUGGCAUUUUAAAGGAAGAACAAGAAAAUGAGCUUCCUAAUUUUCCAUCAUUCAUCCCAUUCCUUCCUCCACUGACCUCAGCAAAUCUCAAGGUUUAUUAUGCAACUUGUUAUUCUCUUAUCGCUGGGAUUAUCCUUUUUGGUGGACUUAUAGCACCCACUCUGGAGCUUAAGCUAGGACUAGGGGGCACUUCAUAUGCAGAUUUCAUCAGUAGUAUGCACCUGCCAAUGCAGUUGAGUGAGGUUGAUCCUAUAGUGGCAUCUUUCUCUGGAGGAGCAGUCGGUGUUAUCUCAGCCUUGAUGGUAGUUGAAAUAAACAAUGUUAAGCAGCAGGAGCAUAAACGAUGCAAGUAUUGUCUUGGAACAGGAUAUCUUGCUUGUGCUCGCUGCUCCAAUACCGGAUCACUUGUUCUUAUUGAACCAGUCUCAACGGUCCAUGGUGGAGACCUGCCUUUAUCAACCCCCAAAACAGAAAGAUGUUCAAACUGUUCCGGAUCUGGAAAGGUGAUGUGCCCUACAUGUCUUUGCACUGGAAUGGCAAUGGCUAGCGAACAUGACCCACGAAUUGACCCAUUUGAUUAAACUGCAGAGCUCUUGUUUGUAUCAACCACAUGGCCUUCAUAUACAAAUGUCCAACCCAAUGUCAAGGAGAAAUGAAAAACUUCAACCUCUUGUAGAUGAAUUUUGAACAACUUUAUGAAUUUAUCACGAGUAGAAUGCAUUAAAUUUU
This is a messenger RNA of Hibiscus syriacus, 1231 nucleotides long. Its product is annotated as protein ORANGE-GREEN, chloroplastic. The coding region runs from base 145 to 1083 and encodes 312 amino acids. The transcript has 8 exons. Lineage: Eukaryota; Viridiplantae; Streptophyta; Magnoliopsida; Malvales; Malvaceae. The record is from RefSeq and is a predicted model, not a curated record.